Hyposmocoma kahamanoa is the source of this 1581-nucleotide messenger RNA. RefSeq names its product facilitated trehalose transporter Tret1-like. NCBI's taxonomy places the organism in Eukaryota, Metazoa, Arthropoda, Insecta, Lepidoptera, Cosmopterigidae. The coding region runs from base 1 to 1581 and encodes 526 amino acids. Gene Ontology annotation, molecular function: transmembrane transporter activity. Gene Ontology annotation, cellular component: membrane. Gene Ontology annotation, biological process: transmembrane transport. The transcript has 7 exons. The record is from RefSeq and is a predicted model, not a curated record.
AUGUUGCACUUAUCAUGGACUCAGAAAGUCACCAAUGACGAAGUUCUGAGACUAGUUGGACAGAAGCGUAAACUUUUGCAGACCAUCAAACACGAAAAUCUUGCAUAUCUGGGUCAUGUACUUAGGCAUGACAGAUACGAGCUUCUGCAACUGAUAAUGAUGGGAAAAGUCCCUGUGUCCCUUGGAAACUUCUUGACAGGGUUAUGUUUUGCCUGGCCGUCUUUCGCCUUGUACGUUUUACAAAGUGAUAAAUCUCCUACUGGUUCGCCCAUAUCUGAUUUUGAAGCCAAUUUAGUUGGAUCCUUGGUAAUGCUGGGAAAUUUGUUCGUGACGCCCUUCAGUGCCUGGAUAUCUGACAUGAUGGGGAAGAAGAGGAGUUGUAUUUUAAGUGCUCUGGGAUUUGCGCUAUCUUGGGCCAUAAUAGCAACAACCAGAAGUAUCCAUCUUAUUCUGAUUGGCAGAAUUAUCCUCGGCCUAUCAUCGGGGAUCCAAGCAGUUAUCUGCUUUCCUUUCGUCGCAGAAAUCAGCCAAGACGCCAUUAGAGGAACUUUGGGCUCCAUACUCAUUUUAACAUACAUUUUUGGCAUGUUAAUUGCGUACCUGAUCGGAUGGUUCUGUAGUUAUCAAGUCGUAAAUUACGUUAAUUUGACUAUUAGUGUCUUGUUUGUCGUGCUGUCGUGUUGUCUGAAAGAGACUCCCGCAUUUUUAAUUGCGAAAGGAAAAGAUAAGGAUGCAUUAAAAUCUUUACAAUUCUACCGGGGAGCAUCAAAAGCUACCCCUAAGGUUUUAGAAGAAAUGGCACUAUUGAAUCAGGAAAACAAAUCUGAAGAUAAGACCUUAGUUACUGAAAAAUGUUCAGACACUGGAACUGAAAAGGAAUUGUUAAACCAAACUGAAGUGAAGAGGUCUGGUAGUGAAAUGAGUCCAUGGAAAACGCUUUGUUCAUCAAAAUCAGCACAACGGGCGCUGUUCGUUGUAACAUUCCAUACUAUACUGCUAGUCUUUGGUGGAACAAUCGCAGUGACAACUUAUGCCAGUCAAUUGUUUGAAAAAGCAGCGCCAAAUAUUGCCAACGAAAUCUGUGCUGUAAUACUGGCUGUGGCGUUCCUUGUGGGCAGUGUUUUCUCUUUAGUUAUUUGCGAUUUAGUUGGUAGGCGGGUCCUAAUGUUGACAUCUACGAUAUUAUCUGCUGUAUUCCUUGUGCUUCUCGCGUCACUGCUCCGUUGGUCCUGGGCUCCUGAAUGGACGAUACCUGCAGCAGUGCUGGGUUACUGCUGUGUCUUCCAAAUGGGGGCUGCAGCUGUGCCUUUCCUACAGAUCUCUGAGUGUUUUGUUCACAAGCUCAAGAACCUUGCUUCUACAAUAGCAAACACCGCAAUGUGUCUAGGCAACUUCAUCGUUCUGGCUUUAUUUCCAUUUUCCGUAAAUCUCCUAGGACUUGAUGGAAUAUUCUUACUAUUUGCUUUCAUUUGUAUUUUAUUGACUCUUAGUACGUAUUUCCUUAUGAGAGAAACGAGAAGUAGGUCAGUUGACGAAAUACAAAAAAUGUUUGAGAAUGGACUUUUAUAUCGAACGGAAUAA